GGAAGUGCUGGGGCAGAGUUACACGGGUAGAGGACUUUAGCGGGGACCACGUGUGUGAUGUGAAUCUCCAUCUUUUUUUGGACAUGGCUACCAUCUACACUGGUAUCUAUCAAAAGCUGAAAAGCUCUCAGACACCUUGGGCAGAUAAACUGAAGCUUGCUCGAUUUGCAUUGGUAUCAAGGCAAUGCCUUCUUCCAAACAAGGAACAGGUUUUGCUUGACUGGACUACUAAUGCCCUUUCUGCCUAUUACAACAAGAAAGCAGAAGUUCCAUUUAAAGAAGUGGAAGGCUUAUGGAGCUACCUGGACGAAUUUCUUCACAGCCAGAGGAUUAAACAUGUCUUGAGCAAAGGAAAGACUAUUACUGUGAACCCAGCAGUGUGUCAGAUAAUCAUUGAAAGGAUUCAAGAAGCCAGCUCAGGAACACUGUCUGUUAGCCUGUCCACUGUUUUGAGCUGCUGUCAGGGGAUUGUGAGCUCUCCUGUCCUCUCUGUGAGCUACACUGCCAGAUGCGAUGUUUUGGUGCAACUACUGGUUAAAGUCUGUGGUUUGGCCUGCUAUCAGCUCAGCCAGCAGGAGGAAUGUUCUGAGCCUCUUUCACUAAAUGUGUUUGAGGUUCUGUUCCUUGUGCUCAAUUCCUACCUGACUGUACAAAAACAGCAAGGCAACUCCAACAGAGUUUUUACUCAGGUCACAGAACACCUUUUGCAGCCGCUUUGCCUGCUUAGGCAUCUACUGAGCAGUAGGACGUGGACUGAGAGGGAUGACCCGAGAAUCAGGCAGAAUCUGAACAAAGAGAUCCGGAGUAAAGUGGACAUGAUUCUUCAGUCAGCUCUCUUCUUCGAUGACCGCCUACCAUGUUAUAAAAAAGAAGUUUUGCCACCAGAACGAGAAUCGAGCUCCAAAAAGGGAUCUACUGGCAAUAUCUUACUCUGCCCUGUUGCUACAAUUCUGUCAAAACUUGUUCACGGACAUGGAGUUGAGAAAGAGGCUUUGUUGUAUGCUGUCAGGUGCAAUUCUCUCCCGUUACUGUUUAAGUUUGCUUUAGAUUCAUUUGGAAAAGAUGACGACAACAAGCUAGUUUGCUUUCAUAUUAUGACAAAGUUUAUCCUGGCGUUAGAGUUUACAGACGACCUGCAAAUCAAGGAGACAUUUAAUCCAGAACAUUGGAAUAUUGUUCUACUUUCUCUGGAGAACAUGUUGAACUCCUGCCUGGCUGGAGACAUCUAUAAUGUAGCCGCAGACAGAAUUCACCACGGCGAGGUGCAGCUAACGUUCUACAGGAAAGUAGCGCAACUUUUGUUUAGCAAUGCACAAACAGACAAACCCUCCUGGUACCGAUGCCUAAAAACCCUGCUUGCACUGAACCACUUAAUCCUGGAGCCUGAUCUUGAUGAGCUUGUCUCCUCAGCUUGGGUGGAUGCAGAGAACACUGAGUUACGUGUGAAAAAAGCUCGUGAAACACUUGUUUCUGAGGUCAUACGGACCUACGCGAAGCUACGACAGCUUCCAAGACUCACAGAGGAAGUGCUAAUCGUGAUCACCCGUCCGGCUGCUGAUGAACUGAGACCAGAGCUGUUAACUGAAGCUGUGCAGAAAACAUUGAGUCAAUGUCUCUUGGACAGCCCUGCCAGCCAGAACCUAGAAAUCUGCAGACGCAUUCUGGAGAAGAUACAAAGUGAGCUUACUUAUGUGAAGGAAAUGAGAAAGGAGUCUGCCUUGAAACUGUUAUCUCUGAGUGUUCUUCUUCAUACGGUCGUCUUUAGUCUGAAGACAGUUGAUGAUAGCACCCCAGUCCCUCUGGUCAGGCAGACCCAGAGUAUGAUGGAGCAGAUGUUUAGGUUGGUUGGAUCAUUGUUGGAGUGUCUUGAGGGGCUUGUUAGUACAGAUACCCUCUGGAUAGACAAGAUUCAAGAGGUUAGUCUUCUUCUUACUUACAUAUGGCAUGAGGCUGACUCCCUCUUUCAGAAUCACUGCAGCAAAUACACAUCACCAGCUGGCACAAGUACAGUGCGCCCUGUGUCUGAUACAGUAGAGAAAGUUCUGGCUCUGAAAGUCAGUAGUAGCCCACUGAGUAGGCUUCUUCAGAAGCUUCUCGCUGUCCAUAGGAUAAAGAAACAUUUGCUUGUUUCUCCUUUGCCUGUGUUAAACACAGACAAUAAAAGACACACAAUUCUUUGUGAAAGUGCUCAGUUUGUAGUAAACAGGCAAGACUCUUUAAUAAACCUAAGUACCGACCAAACGUGGGACCUCCAGCUUUGCAAUGUGAAUAACGACACAUAUUCUGUGGCCUGCUGGUUCCUUGUAACCACCAAUCUGCCGUUAAUUGCUCCAUACCUCUCAAAGGAAGAUGCAUGUCACAUAGCAGACGCUAUGUUGAACUCCUUGCUUCAUAGCGACCUUGGAAGCAAUUCAGAAAAUGAUGACAUGUCAGUCUUUCUAAUUUCAAAGCAACUACUCGAGAGCGCGGUUCUUUGUGAACUACCUGGCUUGUAUUCAGCCUUGGUGAAGUCUGUAACAAGCAGGUUUUUUUCUCACGUACAGUCACAGUGUCCAUCAUUUUCUAAGUCUGUACAGACAGAUUUAAGUGUUGAAUCUCUAGCCAAGGGUGAGCACAUCCCUGAGGUCUCACUUUCUAUGAAGAGACUGAAAACCAUAGCAGAGGAGAUCAUUAAGUCCAUUCAAAGUGGUGUGUCUGUACCAGUAUCUCCAACCCAAGUAGAAAGCCUCUUGCAGCUGAUAAAGAUUGCAAGUGUCCUGGAUCCACAUGCGAUGUCACCUGAAGAUUACUCAGAACUAUUUCUGAGUGCACUUGUCUUAAACCUUUGUGCUCAAAGUGAUGAAAAUGGAGUACAGUCAGCACCCCUUAACCUUUUAAAUGAGCUCUUUAGAUUCAUGACGGGGCUGCUGAUGGGUCAAAAUUCACAUGUGUUUCUCAAGAUUGUACAUGGAAGUGCACUCUUGGAGGCAACUAUGAGCUCUAUUUUCUGUUGUUUCAGCAAGGGCCUGUUUCACACUGUUGACAGCACUGCCUGGUUCCCUUUCCUUCAGUCAGCCCAAGGCUUCAUCCAAAGCCUAAUUCAGCUGGUACUCAGUCGGAAGAGCAGCGUACGAGUCACUCUGGAGAAGUUUACGAAUUUCCUCAUUGAAAGAGUAGCAGCUGGUGAAACAAUGUCUAAGGAUUUGGGGGAAUAUGAACAGGCUCUCUAUGUACAGCUUCACUUAGCAACAUUAAGCACACUAUGUAAAGAAAUGAUUGUUGUCCUUGGGAAAAACAAGCAGCUGGAUGGGACUCUUCUUCAGUUAUUGGAGAAAAUCUUCUUUAAAAUGGGACCAGCCAUCCAGGAUGUGUUGACGGGCAAGGCAACCAGUGUGCUCCGGCAGUCGUUCUGUGUUGAUGUGGUGACAGUGAUGAUUAAGUCUGAACUUGCGAUGGCUUCUCAUCAGACUCUGUCUGAAGACAUUUCUGAAGGCGAUGGAAGUGCCAGAAUGUCUCACAUGGCUCUCUACAAAAGCUUUGGCCAGCAGAUCUUGAAGGAAUUAUGCCCAGCGCCUCGACCCUUUGAUUUCAUCUUUUCAUCCAUCCAUUACCUCUCAGCAUUUUACGUGGCUGCUGAGACUACUAAGGAGCUGGAUGUCAAAGAUCUCCAUUUUACCAUUCUUCAAUGUGUUCAUAAACUUUUGUCAGGUAUAUUGCUGUCUGUAUCAGAAGUCAAAGAACUUGAGGAACCAAUCAAAGACCUGCUUGCUCAGCUGAUGGCCAGAUGUUCACAGGAACAGUUCCAUUUGGUGUUUCUCUUGCUUCGAGAUGGACUUGUUGCUUCAAAGAUUGAAAGUGGUAGCCACAAAGAAACUCUUGCAACCCUGACUCUAAUAAAGCUUCUUGCCUGCUGUCCGCUACCACAUACCUUCUCAAGGAAAUUCUGGCUUACUGUUCCACAGAUCUUAUCUUCUCUUGUUCAUGUGAUAAGAGAGUCCAGUGCUCUGCCUUCCUUGACAAGUGUACUGACUGUGCCAGCAGUGGAGACAGUGACCACACUGCUCCGUCAAGGAGAGUCUCAGCUUUCGAACCCACAUCAUAUUAUUCUUGGGCUGGGAGGUCUUCACUUUGUGCCCCUGGACAGCAGGUCCAUUGAUGACUACUAUUCUGCAUUCCAGUCCAUCCAUGAGGUCUUGUAUACACUCUACCUGUGCUAUCCUUUGGUGAUGCUGAAGGCAGCGCCGACCUUUCUGAACUGUUUUUAUCGUCUGGUGACAUCAAUCAUACAUGAGGGCGGGCAGAGGACUGAGAAGGAGAAAGAGAAGGAUUCUGAGACUCUUUUAAAGUGUGCCAUGCUAGUGGAAAGAAUGUACAGUCACAUUGGCAGCACAACAGAGGGUUUCACGGACUUAGCCUCUUUCAUUGUGGCUCAGUAUGUUGGCGAACUGCAGAAGGUGACUCUUAAACCAGAAAUCAAGGCACACCUAACAGAAGGCAUCUACCGUGUCCUGGACCUCUGCUCUGAAAAGGCUAUAAAAUUCUUGAAUGUGACACUGCAUGCAGGUGUUAAAGAGGUCUUUAAUGAGCUGUACAAAAACUACACACACUACCACAAAUCUAAAAUGCAUGGUGAAAAGAGGUAUGCUGCCUGAAAUGUCCCCUUUCUGUGUUCUUGAACUGCCAAAAUGAGCAUUUAGAUACAUUAAAAAAAUAAACCAAUAUGUUUUGUAUAAUUUAACUAUUCUUGUUUUAAUAGCAUAUAGUAUUUAUCAACUCUUUUCUUUUCUUUUUUUUUACACUAAAAUGUAAUUGUUAUAUAUUUCAAAUCCUAUUUGCUGAAAUUGAUUUUCUAAAAAGGUUCUGUUCUGUGUGUAAUAUGUAAAUAAAAAAAAUAAAGUGAAAUGUCUU
This is a messenger RNA of Astyanax mexicanus (Mexican tetra), 4887 nucleotides long. RefSeq names its product URB2 ribosome biogenesis homolog (gene urb2). The coding region runs from base 84 to 4631 and encodes 1515 amino acids. The transcript is spliced from 10 exons. Gene Ontology annotation, cellular component: nucleolus. Gene Ontology annotation, biological process: ribosome biogenesis. Lineage: Eukaryota; Metazoa; Chordata; Actinopteri; Characiformes; Acestrorhamphidae. The record is from RefSeq and is a predicted model, not a curated record.